Molecule: messenger RNA, 4456 nt
Organism: Cornus florida
Lineage: Eukaryota; Viridiplantae; Streptophyta; Magnoliopsida; Cornales; Cornaceae
Exons: 10
Coding region: 88-4185 (1365 amino acids)
Biological process (GO): DNA topological change
Cellular component (GO): chromosome
Molecular function (GO): DNA topoisomerase type I (single strand cut, ATP-independent) activity; DNA binding
Source: RefSeq, a predicted model, not a curated record
CCCCCCCUUCUCUCUCUGGGCGACAAACCAUCCCAAUGAAGCCAUGAGAACAGUAUUCCUAUUUGGAUUUCUUCUUUGAAAGCUUUGAUGGCGAUUGUUCAGCAGAUGCACAGAAGCUUAUUUGCCGCCUCUAAUUAUCGCCUUUUCUUUGGGAACUUCUCCAACUAUUCAUUUCUGCUUCAGCCUAUCACUUUGAAGAACAGAAUGUUGCAGAAUUUCCCAGCCACAGGUUUACGGUGUUCGUCAUUUGGCACUGGUGCUACAGAUGAAAAAUACUCAAAGCUCAAAUUUAAAAAAGUCAAGAUUUCUUGUAUUAUAAAAGCCAAUCAACCAAAUGUUCUCAGACUAAAGUCUGAGCGAAAUACUCAUAUUUUUGGAAGCGUUGCUGAUGAGUCCAGGUGUGCCAUUACCGUCCAGCCCCAAUUAAGAGUUGGCCUCUGUACAACUGGCAUUCCCAGGAAUAUUUUCGGUUGUGGGUCAUUGGGUGGUGGUAUCAGAUUGAGUUCACCUUAUUAUGAAGCUUUUGCAAGGAGGUCUUUCUCUAAGAUUCCAAAAGCAGUAAUGAAUAAAAAUGGUAAUUCAGGUGUCACAGAUGGAAGGACCGGUGGGAAUACUUUGUCCAAAAUAUUUAAUAAGAAUUGGAAGCAGGCAAAGGGAUCGGCUGUUCAGAGGAAAAAUGUCAAACGCAAGGUGGCAGUUGCAGCUUCCAUUCAGGCAAAGGGAUCGGCUGUUCAGAAGAAAAAUAUCAAACGCAAGGUGGUAGUUGCAGCUUCCAAUCAGGCAGCUCCCAAUCAGGCAGCUUCCAAUCAGGCAAAGGGAUCGGCUGUUCAGAAGAAAAAUGUCAAACGCAAGAUGGUAGUUGCAGCUUCCAAUCAAGCAGCUUCUAAUCAGGCAAAGGGAUCAGCUGCUCAGAAGAAAAAUGUCAAACACAAGGUGGCAGUUGCAGCUUCCAAUCAGGCAGCUUCCACUCAGACAAAGGGAUUGGCUGUUCAGAAGAAAAAUGUCAAACGCAAGGUGGUAGUUGCAGCUUCCGAUCAGGCAGCUUCCAAUCAGGCAAAGGGAUUGGAUCUUCAGAGUAAAAAUGUCAAACGCAAGGUGGCAGUUGCAGCUUCCAAUCAGGCAAAGGGAUCUGCUGUUCAGAAGAAAAAUGUCAAACGUGAGGUGGUAGUUGCAGCUUCCAAUCAGGCACUGGGAAAAAGUGGUUCUAACUCUAAAAUUUCAGCUGUUAAAGAUGUUGAUAUGGUGAAUUCGGGAGGGCAGCCAGUUGGGAAUGGCAUGAAAAAUCUGAAGCAGCAGUCAAGUAAAACAAAAGCUAAUGGAAAACUUAAGCAGCAGUCUAGAAGCAAGACAAGUGGUGAACAAUCUUUGUCCAAACUAUUUAAUAAGAAUUCUGGCACUAAUGCUGUUUCUGAUGUGGCAGCUGAGCAAAAAAAUUCCAAAAGAGCUUCUCAAGCAAAGAGUCAAAAUCUCACAAAGAAUAACCAAUCUCCAGCAGCUUCAGAGAAUAAUUCAACUGGGAACACCCCCGUCAAAGUAAUUGAUAGUUCUGUUUCAGCAAAGCCGCAAUCCAAAAAGACAACUGGGAAAACUCAUAAAAAGGGGAAACCUAUAAAAGGAGCUAAUGUACUUGUGAAGUCCAUUGAGGAACUUCAAGCUUCAUCUGCCCAUAAAUCACAACAGAAACACACCCCUCAAGUGACAGGCAAAGCUAAGACCCAGGGACGGAGGACAACAAAGCAUUUGUAUCCUGCUACUGGUAAAUCUGUUGUGGUGGUGGAGUCUGUCACAAAGGCAAAAGUUAUCCAGGGCUACCUUGGCGAUAUGUAUGAAGUUAUACCUAGCUAUGGUCAUGUAAGAGAUUUGGCUGCAAGAUCAGGGUCUGUGCGGCCCGAUGACGACUUCAGUAUGGUAUGGGAGGUCCCAGCUGCUGCCUGGACUCAUCUUAAGAGUAUCAAGGUUUCUCUAAGUGGAGCAGAAAAUCUUAUUCUCGCAUCAGAUCCUGAUCGUGAAGGAGAGGCUAUUGCUUGGCACAUCAUUGAAAUGUUGCUGCAACAGGAUGCUCUACCUGAAGAUAUCACUGUAGCUAGGGUUGUCUUUAAUGAAAUAACUGAGUCAUCAAUCAAAAGCGCGCUGCAGACUCCAAGAGAUAUUGAUGUAAAUCUAGUCCAUGCUUAUCUUGCACGGCGAGCUCUUGAUUAUUUGAUUGGAUUCAGCAUUUCACCAUUGUUAUGGCGUAAAUUACCUGGUUGCCAGUCAGCUGGACGAGUCCAGUCUGCUGCUCUGUCUCUUGUGUGUGAUAGAGAAAUGGAAAUUGAUGAAUUUAAACCACAGGAGUAUUGGACAGUUGAAGUUUUUUUUAAGAAAAUGGAACUAGGUUCUUCAGUGAAUAACUCUUCUUUUUCAUCAUACUUGACCCAUCUUCAUUCAAAAAAGGUUAACCAGCUUUCAAUUAGCUCUCUUGCAUACGCUAAAGAUAUUGAACAGAAGAUUAACCUGUCGAACUUUGAAGUCAUUGGCUCUAAAAGAAACAAAAUGCGAAAGAACCCUCCCAUUCCAUAUAUAACAUCAUCACUUCAGCAGGAUGCUGCAAACAAGUUAAAUUUUCCAGCGACAUAUACAAUGAAACUGGCACAGAAACUGUAUGAGGGGAUUCAAUUAUCAAACGGCAAGGCAGCAGGAUUGAUAACAUACACCAGAACAGAUGGGUUGAACAUUUCUAAUGAAGCAGCAAAGGACAUUUGCUCAUUGAUCAUUGAAAGAUAUGGACAAAGUUUUGCAUCAGAGACUCCUCGCAAAUAUUUUAAGAAGGUGAAGAAUGCUCAAGAGGCCCAUGAAGCUAUUAGGCCCACAGAUAUCCGGAGUUUACCUUCAAUGCUUGCUGGAGUGCUUGAUGCGGAUUCCUUGAAGUUAUAUGCUCUUAUUUGGGCUCGUACGGUGGCAUGCCAAAUGGAACCCGCUAUUAUUGAUCAGUUACAAGUUGAUAUUCAGAAUGCUGGUCAUUCCAUUGUUUUUCGAUCUGCAUGCUCAAGAGUUGAGUUUCUUGGAUACCGAGCAGUGUAUGGAGAUUUGGAAGCUAAAGCAAUCAAGUAUAAUGAAAAUGAAGGAAAUGACCGUGAAGAAAAUUUUAAGGUUCUCAGUAAUUUGAAGCAAGGGGAUCCACUGUGUCUUUGUAAAGUUGAACUCAACGAGCAUCAUACACAGCCUCCACCACGCUACAACGAAGGAUCAUUGGUUAAAAAAUUGGAGGAACUUGGUAUUGGAAGACCUUCUACAUAUGCAACUACGUUGAAAGUGUUAAAGGAUAGAAAUUAUGUGACAGUAAAAAGUCGGACAUUAUACCCAGAAUUUCGUGGUCGUAUGGUGUCAGCAUUUCUUUCUAACCAUUUUUCUGAGGUCACGGAUUAUAGUUUCACUGCAGAUAUGGAGACUGAGCUUGAUAACGUUUCUGCUGGAUUUACUGAAUGGAAAGGCCUCCUUAGAGAUUAUUGGACAAGAUUCAGCAAGUUUUGUGACCAGGCUGCUAAAGUACAUAUUCAUGAAGUGGAGAAGAUGUUAGAGAAAACGUUUGGGGAUUUCUUGUUUGCCUCUCUACCUGAUGAAAGUAGGACAUGCCCAAGUUGUCAGGAGGGCACUUUGAUUUUCAAAGUUAGUAGGUUUGGUGCAGGCUAUUUUAUAGGUUGUGAUCAACACCCAAAGUGCAAGUACAUUGCCAAGACAUUGUAUGGUGAUGAUGACGAAGAGGAUGCUCCUCAAAAUAACAACACGGCUGAGGAGCCAAAAGUGCUCGGUCUAAAUCCGGGUUCUAAUGAGAAGGUCCUGUUGAAGAAUGGUCCUUAUGGGUAUUACGUGCAACUUGGUGAAGACAGGAAGGGUUACACACCUAAAAGAUCUUCUAUUUGUCAAAUAAAAAAUGUAGACUCCAUCACACUGGAUGAUGCCCUUGAGUUCCUGCGCUUUCCUUUGACUAUAGGAAACCAUCCGGAGGAUGGCCAACCAAUUGUAAUAAAGGUUGCAAAGUCAGGAUAUUCAAUUCGACAUCGGCGUUCAAUCGCUCCCGUACCUAAGAACAUGAAGGCAAAGGACAUAACUCUGGAGAAAGCCGUAAAGCUUUUGUCGAGUAAAGAUGUAAAGAAAUGUGGGCGACCCAAGAACAAGCCAAAGCGUGAAAUCUAUGAGACCGCGUAGGCUUUGUAUGUUGUGUACCAGAGGCAAUUUAUCCCAGUUAACUCAUCCAUAUAUGGAGUUGACCAAGCAGUGCAUCAAAGUCCCCCGAUAAUUUUUUCUUUUUCAACUACAGGAAUAUAGUUGUAUAUUAACAGUUACAAUAGCUAGUUUUGUGGCAAGUUUUUCCAUCUUUUUUGUAUUAUCAUUGGUUCCAUUCUUUUGUCUAUGUACUUGUUAUGAAUUUUGUAAUCCCUUUAUUUAAUAUAUAUAUAUAACCAUAAUUGUUUCUUCA